Molecule: messenger RNA, 1515 nt
Organism: Ciona intestinalis (vase tunicate)
Lineage: Eukaryota; Metazoa; Chordata; Ascidiacea; Phlebobranchia; Cionidae
Product: syntaxin-binding protein 6
Biological process (GO): Golgi to plasma membrane transport; exocytosis
Cellular component (GO): exocyst; plasma membrane
Molecular function (GO): phosphatidylinositol-4,5-bisphosphate binding
Source: RefSeq, a predicted model, not a curated record
UUGUUUGUAUUAUAUUCAGGGUAUGUGUUUAGUUUUUUGAAGGAAAUGUCUCAAGACAGUUUUUGAAUAAUAAUACGUUUCGUUAUGGCCGCCAACCCCCCUAGCUCACCGGUUGAGCCAAGACCCCAGGAAGUGAAGCAUGCCCUGCAUAAAGACGUUUUCCACCCAAAUGGAGAACGCUUGGUCGGGUUCAUGAAGGUCUCCAAAACUGAGCCAAGCGGACUACCUUUCAAUAAAAAAGAAAACAUUCAUUAUUUAUGCUGUUCGGUCACAGUGAAGAGACCAUCCAAAGCAUUUAUAAGCAGGUAUCGAAAGCCUGACAAAGGAGAGGGUUAUGAACAGAGAAGAUUGUGGCCCAUUGAAGAAUUAACGAAAGUAGAUGGACGUGACCCUUCAAACUCAUGCAACCAGUUCGACCUUUAUUUUGACCGUGCUUUCCGUUUUGAGGCCACCAGCUUCAAAGAAAAAGAAGAAUUUCUGGUUAAUGUUGGAUCCCUAUGCUCUAAGUACCUCGGCAGCCAGCCACCCCCACCAUUUGUCAAUGUUACGAAAAAAGUUUCGAAAACCUUGCCGGCUGUAGCGGUCGAUACCAAAAACCAGAUGCAAAAGAACAAACAGGAAUUAGUUGAACGGGGCCAAAAAAUCUCACAGCUUGAGAAUAAAACAGCUGAGAUGGCCGACUCUGCAAAGUCUUUUUCUCAAACUGCUCAUGAACUUGCAAACCACUACAAAAAUUCCUAAAUUUUGUUGUUUAGCCAGGGUUACCUGUUUUUUAGAUUUUUAGAGCUUCCCAUGCAAAAUAAAGCACGUUGCCCAAUACUUAGUUAAUUAUUUUUUUAUAAUCUUACGAUACCUUUUGGCAUGGGUAUUUUAUUCUUUUUACAAAGUAUUGCGUAAUGCCUAUGUUACACAUAGUAAACAGUGUUAAUUUGAAAUUUUUAUAGUGUGAAAUCUGAUUGGUACAAAACCUAUAAGAUACUGAAGUGUUGUACAAACUAAUCUUACCAAAAUAGCGUGCUAGGACUGUUAACUAAGCUCUGAUAACGAAACUUUUUGUUAUAUGUUGUGUUUUGAACUUAAGUACUUUUACAGUCCUGAAAUCCUGUUGUUUUCACCCAUUUGUUUAUGAAAACAGCAUUUUCCGUUAAAAUAAUGAACGUUUCAUAUAUUAUUACACCUCUUUAGUGGCCCUUGAAAAGACUUUUUUGUUUGCGCUGCUAAACUUAUUUCAUAAGGCACUAUAAAAGGUAUAAUAAUACAUUCUCUGAACUUAGGCAACAAAAACAGUUGGGAGCACUGCAGGUGCCUACAUCCCAUCUUUGUGUUUCUCUAUGCUAUUGCAUUGCCAGUUAACAUAACUGCAAUCCACUAUGUGUGUUUGUUUUGCAAUCUCUUACAUAAAUAGCAGUGCAAUCAAUCUAAAGCCAUUAACAAAGACUGAAUGCUGUUCAUACAUGCACACAAAUAUAUAUAUGAGCCUGGUGAUGACAUUACAUUCUUGCUUUUACCUCCAAA